This is a messenger RNA of Cataglyphis hispanica, 3041 nucleotides long. It is a transcript of the gene Rac1, whose product is annotated as ras-related protein Rac1. NCBI's taxonomy places the organism in Eukaryota, Metazoa, Arthropoda, Insecta, Hymenoptera, Formicidae. Gene Ontology annotation, molecular function: GTPase activity; protein kinase binding; GTP binding. Gene Ontology annotation, biological process: cortical cytoskeleton organization; regulation of cell shape; motor neuron axon guidance. Gene Ontology annotation, cellular component: cell cortex; plasma membrane; cell projection. The transcript has 3 exons. The record is from RefSeq and is a predicted model, not a curated record. Bases 337 to 915 code for a protein of 192 amino acids.
AAUUGCAUCCGUUACGCGAGGCGUCUCGCUCUCGCUUCCUUCCUUCACCCUCUUCUCUUUACCGCACCUUCGUCCCCUCGACCGAGCUCCUCUUUCUCCUCUUCCUCCUCCUCCGUCUCUGUUACCGCUGCCCUUUUCCUGUGUCGCGUUGUACGUAUCGCGCCGUUUGUCUCUUCCUCUCCCGCCUAUAUCGUCCCUCUCUCCCUCCCUCUCUCCUCCCCUCUUGUCACUCGGGCUUCUCUUUCCCUCUCGUUGAAAUCGGCUGGCUACAUCGGUGUAUCGUUGCGCGAUUAUACGUGCUCCCGUGUGCAUUACGGACGGCUCCAGAUAUCCAGGAUGCAAGCUAUCAAAUGCGUGGUCGUCGGCGACGGUGCUGUUGGUAAAACAUGCUUGCUCAUAAGCUACACCACCAAUGCAUUUCCUGGAGAAUACAUUCCAACAGUGUUUGACAAUUAUUCUGCAAAUGUAAUGGUCGAUGGCAAACCGAUUAAUCUCGGUUUAUGGGAUACAGCGGGGCAGGAGGAUUAUGACAGACUGCGGCCAUUGUCGUAUCCACAGACUGAUGUUUUUCUGAUUUGCUUUUCAUUGGUGAAUCCGGCGAGCUUCGAAAACGUACGCGCCAAAUGGUAUCCUGAAGUGCGUCACCAUUGUCCCGCCACUCCAAUUAUUUUGGUUGGCACUAAACUGGAUCUGCGCGAAGAUAAAGAGACCAUUGAGCGUCUGAAAGAUAAGAAAUUAGCUCCCAUCACAUAUCCUCAGGGUUUGGCUAUGGCAAAAGAGAUUGGUGCUGUCAAGUACUUGGAAUGCUCUGCUUUGACGCAGAAAGGUUUGAAGACUGUGUUUGAUGAAGCGAUACGUGCUGUAUUGUGCCCUGUUCUGCAAGUGAAGCCAAAGCGCAGAUGUUUCCUUCUAUAAUAUUAAAUGUAUCCCUCUUUGCACGUUGGUACUGGAAUAUGUUAAAGUGUCUCAUCUCCAGUGUACCAAACGCGAAUCGAAUCAAUCGGACAUGUUACCGACAUUUGGAACCCCAGUUGUACCAGCCUAGGCCAGCGUCAACAGGCUGCAAACAUCUGCCAGCAUAAACGCACAAAUAUUAGUUCGGUACAAAAUUUCCAGCGAGCAAGACAAGAGGGUUUCACACAGGAAAUCAUAAAUUCGGAAUAUAUAAAUUCAUUCUUAUGUGGCCUCCAACAUCCUAUAAGAAAUUAAUCGAGGAGUUUUUGUACUCUCGCACGAACAAAGCUUUCAGUCUGAUAAUAGGGCUUUAAAUGCAAAUCGACUGGAUGUUCUAAGCGAAAAGAGUGUAAAAGAAGCCAAAAUAAUAAUUGAAUUAACUGCUGUACAGUAUACUAGAGUAUAUUAUGAAUAUUAUAAUUAAUAAGUAAGUAUGAAUGGUAAAAGAAAAAGCAAAUAUUACCAUAUAAUUGUGUAAGCGUCCAAACAUUGACUGUAUACUGAUCAGUUUAAUCAAAGAGGAAAACCAUUUUAUGCUAUUUGCCAUUGUACAUUUUAGGUAGGACAUAUAUAAUUCACAAGUUUAAAAAAAAAAGGGAAAAAAUUUUUUCUUAUCAUAAAGAAUUGCAAUAUGCGUCAAGACAUAAAUUUGGAGAGAAAGAGAAAAUAUUUUUUAGAGAUAUGCAUAGAGUACAUGGCAAAUCUGUUUGGACGAUAUUCAUCUAGAUGUUCAUUAUAAAUGUGAAUAACAGUAAUUCUACACACAUUUCUCCAAGUACUUAGAGCAACCAUACAUAUUUUUCUUUUUAUUCAAAUAUUCACUAAUAAUAUGUUAAAAGCUUCAAAGCUUUGACAAAGUUGCUUUUGCAAAGAGAGUUAGUUGUUGAAAGUCUCACAUCCACAGAGAGAGUUUGUUUUUCUAAAAUCCCAGAUUUAUUUAAGAAUUUGUAUAUAAAAUCUAAUUGCAGACAUUGGAUGUGUAAUCAAAUGUCAUUCAAUGUUAGAUGUACAUGUCCGAUAUUUAAAUUCUGUUCAUUUGUAUAAUAGUUAACAAUAUUUUUGGUUUUAUGUGAGUUCAUGAUGAUUCAAAAACGAUGAUUAAAUAAUAGAUACACGAGUUAAAAAAAAAAAAUAACUAUACAUUUUCGAAGCGGAAUCAAUAGCGCAGCGGCCGCAUAACAUGGCUUCCUUCUUCCACUAAAUUGGUUAAUAAUUACAUAAACAUUACAAUUACUGUAAACGUUACAUACCAUAAUUUAAGAGAUAGCUAACUAUUGUACAAGAGUUCUUUAGAUGUAUGUGAUAUAAGUAUAAAAAUAUUAUCGAGUUUACAGAUUUCUCUGCUUCGUUCGCAAAUAUCUCUUACACGACAUGAUCUGUGAUUAGUUACGCGCGAUAUGCAUUUCUUUUCAUAGGAACUGUUGUGUUAUCGAGUUGGAAUUAAAAAGAAUAUUGCCUACAGAUUUCUAUAAUAUAUAUAAAUUAUAACAUAUAUAAUUUAUAUAUAGAAUAUAUAAAAGUCUGUGGUAUUGCUGUUAUCAUCUCAAAAACAAAAUAUAACUAUUGAAGCAGAGAAUUAUGUGAAUGUUCCUGCAUGUGUGAGAGAAUGUUAUCAAUGUGGAGGAGAGAAAGAAUGCAAAAAGUGUGAGUGUAUAUGUAACAAGAGAGAAAGAAUAUGCUAUAGCGUAUAACAAUUGUAUAUAAAUGCUGAACUUCAAAUAUAUUCCUACUCUUAUUAUCAUGCAUAGUAUACGAUUUUAUACAUAACGUAUAUACGUAUAAAUGUGUGAUAAUAUGAGUCAUAUAUAUAUAUAUAUAUAUAUUAUAUUAAAAUCGCGCUGAUCGAAUCUAAAUCGAACGUUACUUGUUUUUUAUAUAUAUAUUAUAAAUAUAUAUAAAAAAGACGGCGCGGGGGGAAGAGGGGAGUUGAACCAAGACCUAACUACUCUCAAUUGCAGAUUCAUUUAUUAAUCUCUGUGCAAUCUGUUUAAGAAAGAGAAAUGAAAAAAAAGAUUUGGCCCAUGGAAAAAAAUCAGAAAACUACUGUAACGAAAUAUGCUUUAUAUUAAAAAUGGGUGUUUAUUAAA